AUGGCGGGCAACAAGUUCUCGUCGUACCACCUCGCCGCGGCGCUCCGCCGCGAGCUGGACCCCGCCGCCGCGCUCCGCCUCUUCCUCAACCCUACUGCCUCCGCGACGCCGUUCCGCUACUCCCUCCGCUGCUACGACCUCAUCAUCUCCAGGCUCGCCGCCGCGCGCCUCUUCCCGGCCAUGGAGUCCAUCCUCUCCCGCCUCGCCUCCUCCUCCUCCUCGGGUCCCCGGCCCCGCGAGCAGCUCCUCUGCCGCGUCAUCUCCGCCUACGGCCGCGCCCGCCUCCCCGCCGCCGCGCGCCGCGCCUUCACGCACCCGGCCUUCCCCGGGCCCCGCACCGCCAGGGCCCUCAACACCCUCCUCCACGCCCUGCUCGCCUGCCGCGCCCCUCUCCGUGACCUCCUUGCCGUCUGCCGUGACUCUGGGGUCCCGCCGGACGCGUGCACCUAUAACAUUCUCAUGCGAGCGGCGGCCGCGUCCGGCUCCCUCGACCACGCGCGCCACCUGUUCGACGAAAUGCUGCGACGGGGCAUCGCGCCCACUGUAGUCACGUUCGGCACCCUUGUCGCCGCGCUGUGCGAUGCUGGCCUACUGGAAGACGCGUUCGAGAUGAAGGAAGUGAUGGUCAUGCAGUACGACGUGUUGCCGAAUGUUUAUGUGUAUACAAGUCUGAUGAAGGGGCUCUGUGAGAAAGGGGAUGUGGAUGCCGCGGUGAGACUCAAGGAAGAGAUGGCAGGGAAGGCAGAUCUUGUGCUGGAUUCUGCUGUAUAUGCGACGCUUGUGCGGGCGUUGUUCCGGGUAGGACGGAAAGGUGCGGUUGUUGGAUUGCUGGAGGAGAUGAAGGGGAAAGGGAUUGUGGCUGAUAGGGUGGUGUACAAUGCGAUGCUUGCAGGCUUUUGUGAGGAUGAGAGGGAUUUUGGUGCUGCAUUUGCAGUGCUUGAUGACAUGCAGAAGAAUGGGUGCAAGGCGGAUGCAGUGAGCUAUAACACAUUGGUUGCAGGGUUUUGCAAGUUGGGCCGGUGGCGGGAUGCGAGUGAAUUGGUUGAGGAUAUGCCAAGGCAGGGGUGCCAUCCAGAUGUGGUGACCUACAGAAUGCUCUUUGGUGGGAUGUGUGCUGCUGGGGAGUUUCUUGAAGCAAACCAGGUUUUGGAUGAGAUGGUUUUCAAGGGUUUUGCGCCAAGCAAGGAUGGUGCACAGAAGUUUGUCCAGGGGAUUGAGAAGGAAGGAGAUGUGGUAUUGCUAGAGUCAGUGUUGUGCCGACUAGCGAAGGUGGAUGCUUUGGUGUCAAGUGGAUGGGAGAAAGCUGUAAGUGGUGUGCUGAAUGAUCCCACAGAGUUGAGGCUAGAGAAGCAGCUUGAUUCUUUAAGAAUUGCUUGA
Miscanthus lutarioriparius is the source of this 1377-nucleotide messenger RNA. The record is from the annotation of a GenBank genome assembly. Lineage: Eukaryota; Viridiplantae; Streptophyta; Magnoliopsida; Poales; Poaceae.